Necator americanus (New World hookworm) is the source of this 780-nucleotide messenger RNA. RefSeq lists its product as uncharacterized. The transcript is spliced from 8 exons. The record is from RefSeq and is a predicted model, not a curated record. NCBI's taxonomy places the organism in Eukaryota, Metazoa, Nematoda, Chromadorea, Rhabditida, Ancylostomatidae. Bases 1 to 780 code for a protein of 259 amino acids.
AUGACGUCGUACUUGAUCUUCUUGGCUUGCAUUAUCAGAUCUUCGAUGGCCUCUUCCGAUGCAAGCAAUGAGCCCCCUCCGCCACCAGUUGUGAUCUGUCCCACUGAAGUAGAUACAAUCAAUGUGACUUUGGAGAAGAAUCAGCAGUGUGCGUGUAAAGAUUGUGGGAAGCUGUUCAACUCGGUCUGGUACCUGAAGCAGCAUGCGGUAAAACAUUCGAAUGACCGUCCGUUCAAGUGCAAAUUUUGCUUCAAGACCUACAAGUUUCGCUCAAACCUGUACCAACAUAAGUGUCCCGAUCGUCAAAAGCAGAUGAUUCAAGGAAACCGUCGUCGCGGUGGACCCGGUGUGUCACCUUCCUCGCGCCGCCUUGAAACGAAUCAAUUGCUAAAGUCAAAAAUUGAAACCAGUGCGAAUCAAGAAGACUCAGCAACGUGUCGGUCUUCCAUUUCCGACAGUGAGGACAAUGAUCUUCCUAUUACAUAUGGUCUGGUUAUUCAUAAACUCGAGGAAAUUUCACAAAACAGCUUCGCAGCGCAUCACCCACAAUCUGAAAAUAUCCUAGUUGAAUCUGGGGAGAAACAUCGACCACCAGACUGUGUUCGUUCGCAACCACUUCCACAAGAGGAGAUUGAUGCGUAUAUUGCAAGAAACAAAGCAAAGUCGCAAAGGAUGCAAUGGUUUUCUGGUCGCACCCAAGUGUCAUCGAAAAUUUGCGACCAGUGGGACUGGGCUUCGCUUUCAAGGCAUCGCGAAGCGUCUGGUAGUCAAAUGCAGUAA